GUCUGACCCGAAAUGGUUUAAACCUCAACAAAAGGCGGGAGCCUGCUGAGGUUAAGGGGGUUAAGCAUGGCCCUUGCCGAUCAAGCGAAAGGUAAGAAAAUUGUAUUCCCACGGCCGCCACUGCCAGUCUUACUAUCUUGUAAGUCUUACUGAUUAGCGCAUACCUGGUAUCUCUUUCUCGUACUCACCCUAAUCCAACCUCCUGCUGCGAUUGUACUCUUCCCAAUGCAGAAAAUUGCAUGAUGAUAUUGAGAUGCUCUCUUUGUUAAUGGCCAAGGGCCGAACGCAUAUCUUGCCCAUCGCCCUGGUACUGUCCGUCAUUCUCCUUCUCGGCUACUGGAAAUCUGUGCAUGAAUCGGCGUUUGGCGUAUUCCAGCCCGAUCUUGGUCGACCUGGAAGUCCUCGGAAAUUCAACGGAAAAUGGAACUACAAAAGGGAUGCCGACAAUCUUAUGCUCAAUUCGCAACAAUGCGAACAGGCGUUCCCAGGGCUCUUUGAGGAAGUCGAGAGACCGGUGAGGGACAGACUGAGUUCGCCUAUCACUCUCGACGAGCUGGAUUCGCUGCCCAGACAGAACGGAUAUGUUCGCGCCAUGAUAUACAAUCAACAGCUCUACGUUAUCGACACAACAGGUCGUAUCUAUUCACGCGGACUUGCAACCCUGCAUGCUCUACACAGGGCCAUUCUAUCAUCACCUGAAAUUCUACCGAACAUCGAAUUCGCAUUUAAUGUCGACGAUCGCAUUCCGCCAGACGCCAUCUGGGGUUAUGCCCGACAAAAAGAAGACACCAAAGUCUGGCUGAUACCCGACUUCGGCUUCUGGUCAUGGCCCGAGACGAAAGUCGGUUCGAUGCGCGAAGUCCAAAUGAAAGCCACAAUGGCCGAGCAAGUCGAUGGGUGGUCAUGGUCGACAAAGAUCCCCAAACUCCUUUGGCGCGGCGCGACCAUGGGUUUGGAAUUGCGGGAGAACUUCGUCGCUGCCACGGCGGAUCAACCAUGGGCAGAUGUCAAGGCGCUGACAUGGAGGGACAACGACUCCAUGGUCAACGAUCUUAAGUCCAUGCCCGAGCACUGCCAGUACAAGUUUCUAGCACACACCGAAGGAAACUCCUACUCCGGACGACUCAAGUACCUUCAAAACUGCAAGUCCGUUAUCGUUGCGCAUAAGAUGGACUGGAUCCAGCACCACCACCAUUUGAUGCGCUCGAGUGGGCCCGAGCAGAACUACGUCGAAGUCAAGCGCAGCUUUGAGGAUCUCGCCGAGAAAAUCUCCUGGCUGCAGGACCACAAUAAGAACGCGGAGAAAAUCGCUUCGAGAAACGUCAAGGUGUUUCGUGAGCGAUACUUGACGCCUGCUGCCGAAGUUUGCUAUUGGAGGAAAUUGAUCCAUGGCUGGUCGAGGGUCAGUUUUGAACCCGAGUUUUUCACGGUCGUGGACGGCAAGAGAGUCUGGAGAGGUUUACCCAUCGAGUCAUUCUUGUUGGAGAAAAGGCUUGAGUGGGAUCCUUAUUGAUUCCAAUGUGGAUAUCCAUAUUUGUAUGUGUAUUAUUAGCACAGGCGAUAGAGCUAAGGAUCAGGACAUUAGAAGGAAACGAAAAUGCAUAUUGAAUAGUCUUUCAUCAAGGA
This is a messenger RNA of Exophiala viscosa, 1626 nucleotides long. Its product is annotated as glycosyl transferase family 90-domain-containing protein. NCBI's taxonomy places the organism in Eukaryota, Fungi, Ascomycota, Eurotiomycetes, Chaetothyriales, Herpotrichiellaceae. The record is from RefSeq and is a predicted model, not a curated record. The transcript has a single exon. The coding region runs from base 254 to 1513 and encodes 419 amino acids.